Alternaria metachromatica is the source of this 939-nucleotide messenger RNA. RefSeq lists its product as uncharacterized. Gene Ontology annotation, biological process: carboxylic acid metabolic process. NCBI's taxonomy places the organism in Eukaryota, Fungi, Ascomycota, Dothideomycetes, Pleosporales, Pleosporaceae. Bases 1 to 939 code for a protein of 312 amino acids. Gene Ontology annotation, molecular function: L-lactate dehydrogenase (NAD+) activity. The transcript has 2 exons. The record is from RefSeq and is a predicted model, not a curated record.
AUGACAUCCCCCAAACUAAAAACCACAAUCGCCAUCCUCGGCUGCGGCGACGUCGGUUCCACUCUAGCCUACACCCUCAUCCUGCAACCAAUCUGCUCAGAGGUAAUCCUCGUAGACCCCAAAACCACGCUCCUGGAAGCCCAAGUCCGCGAUCUAAACGACGCCACCUACCGCGGCGGCACCUCUGUCCGCGUGCGCGCCGGAACGCACGCCGACGCCGGCCGAGCAGACAUCGUCGUCAUAACCGCCGGCGCAAAGCAGAAGCCAGGAGAAUCACGCUUAUCCCUCUUAUCCCGUAACCUGCACAUUCUAGAGAGCAUAUUCAGUGCCAUGGCGCCGAUUAGUCCGCACACGAUCUUGCUGCUUGUGGCGAAUCCAGUGGAUAUCCUGACGUAUUUUGCGAGGCGGUUGUCGGGUUUGCCCGAGAGUCAGGUGUUGGGGACGGGGACGAGUUUGGAUUCUGCGAGGUUGAGGGGCGUGCUGAGUGAGAGGGCGGGGGUGGCGCCGAGUAGUAUUGAUGCUUAUGUGUUGGGGGAGCAUGGGGACAGUCAGUUUGUGAACACGAUGUCUCAGGAGUUCAAGGACCAGAUAUCGGCUCAUACUCGUGGAGCAGCUGGCGCGAUCAUCGCGGCGAAGGGUUGCACAAGCUACGGUAUCGGAAAUAUCGCGGCUGGUAUCUGCAAGUAUAUAUUAUUCGACUCACGAUCCGUUCGGCCCUUGUCCUUCUACCAGCCUGAGCUGGGCUGCUGCUUGUCAAUGCCAGCAGUAGUUGGUCGAAAGGGUAUCAUCAAAGCCAUGCCAGUUCAGCUUGACGAGGUGGAGAAGGCGCAGUUGGAGGCCUGUGCCAAAGGACUGAGGGGUGUGAUUGAGGGAGCUGAGAAGGAGUUGAGCGCUGAUCGUGAGCUGGAGAAGGCACUAGCAAGCGACAAGGGUGUCUGA